UGAUUCAACACAGAUCUACGUUCACACUGCAGUCAAAAGUGACCCAAAUCUGAUUUUUACUCAUAUCUGACUCAUAGCUGAUCCUUUCAUGAUUGUGUAAAAGUCAAAAUGAACCUGAUAUUUUUGAAGAACAAAUGGAAGCUGACUGAACUUCAAGAACAUGUAAGUCUUGAUCUACUUACUGAUACUUUAAUCCUGUGAACAGUAUCAAACACUGCUGAUCCAUCAUUUACAAUUAUAAUGUGUUUUCUUAUUAAUCACAUGGCUGUGUUAAAUAUUUGACUUCACAUCAAUUGUUAUUUUAUCUAAACUGCAAAAACAGGGACAGGACUAAUUUUGAUGCUUUCUGUUGCCAUAUUACAGACAUUUAUAGGCAGUCUUAUACUGUGACUCUUGACUCUUGAGGUGAAACUACAGAUAUUCUUGCAAUUUUUCCCAAAUAUUUAAACAUAUUUUGAGGCUGAAAUGCUUAAAAGUCUUUACAUAAAACAAAAAGUUAACUACAUAGUUAAAACUCCACAAAUCCCUGCGUGAUUAAAACAGCAACAAUCAUAUUCCCUCGUCUCACAUAAUUACCACAGCUUUAACUUCCGGUCUUCCAGAGCAUCAUGUCAACACUGAUGUAGAGUCUGGCUACACCAGAUUUACAAAGCUGUGAUUCAGGAUCAAAUUUGAGUGGUUUAGCAGUUUUAGAGUCAUGAUGUUGAUGCAUGAGCCUCAGGUUUUCAUGGUUGUGUGAAUAAAAUGGGGAAAACCUUGAAUAAAAGAACUCUUUAUUUGUGUUCCAGCAGAGAGCGCUGUAACCAAACAUUAUAUGCUGGACUGUUACGCAGGUUCAAUGAAAUGAUACCACUCUGAAAGGGGACAAAAACUAGCAUCUGUAAAGUGGUAUGAAAACUAGUCAUGAAAAUCCAAAAAUAAUUCUACUUACUCUAGAGAAGGUUGAAAUACGAGGAAGAAAUACUUCUUUUAUCUAGUCUAAAAGGAGCUCUCUGGUGGUCUGUGAAAGCCUAAAAAAAAUCUGGAGUCCUGCAUUUCAGACAGAUACUGAUCUUAAGGUGCUGAACAAAAAAAGCCUUGACCCUCUCCUCACCCUCCUCUCCCCCCAGCACACACCUGCAGCACACCUGUGUGUCUGUGUUCAGAGAAAAGCUGAGAGGCUCUUUGAAGUGAGCUGCUUGUUGUAGGAGACAUAAAUAUUCAAGAAAGGAGUUGGACGAGAUUAUAGAUUAAAGAUGAGAAGGUCCGAGUUACUUUUUAUCUUACAGAGAGCAUGUUUUUCAGUCAGACAGGACUCUUAAAAAGUUCAGUUACUAUUUACAUUCAAGAGUUUGAUUUUGGAGAUCAGCUGACAUUAACUCAGUUAGUAAAAUACUAUGAUCACUCCUAGUUUUAACAUGUGGUUGUUGUCCAAAGAUCUGAACAUGAACAGGUGUUGUCUCUUGUGUCCAGUGCAAUAAAUACACAGUAGAAAACUUCCUCUAACCAUGAUAAAAACUGUCUCACUUUAUGUAAUAUGUAGCCAUAUUUUAGCUUAAUAACAUAAUUUAUAUUGGCAACCAAAACUAGAUUAUAAAGAGGUUACUCAAACUCAAGUCAAAAUCAACAUAUGCAACAUAUUCAAUGGAAAGCCGAGACAACAAGUUAGCUACCUGUUAGCUCACCUUACACACAGCCUUAAGAUUUCUUCAAAAUUCAUUACAAAAAUUAAACUCUUUAGUACAUACUCAAAAGAAAUGUUAUGGCAUUGGCAUUGGAUGCCACAGAGAUUCUCAUAGGAAUGAAUGGACUGACUCACCUUUGUACAAAAUUUAAGUAAAAGCAAGGUGAUAAAGUCAAGAACAAGUUUUAAGCAUUCAGAGAUACAAAUCUGUACAUAGAGGUAUGCUAAAUCAAUGUUGCAAAGCAAAUUUACACAAGGAAAUGUUGAUUACAUGAAAAUGAGUUUUUAGGUUAAUUUGUGUAACCUUGUAAAUCUACCUAGUAUACAUUUCUAAAUACUUUCUACAUCCUGGACACAGCUGUACACAUUUAAAUUUUUUCUAUCAUGUUGGAUAUUUUGACAUGGGGCUCUAUGACUCUACCAAUCAUAUUUUAGGAUUUUGGAGUGGUUCCUCGGGUGGCCAAUCAGGGGAGUGGGUCAGUGCCACCCCUGGUCAUCUCCCCGGACACACCCCUGCUGACAAGUGAAUAAGGGAGAUUACCAGCACUUUUUAUUCUCUUUUCAUUUAAAUUUGAUGUUUACCUCAACAUUUUGAGAUGAAGUCUGGCAUGAUGGCUUUUUUGACGUGUAACACUUCAGUUUGAACUCAACAAGAAAAAUGAGGAUCUCAAAAUAAAUGAGAACAUUUCUUUUUCUGUAAAUAAUUAGAGUUCAUUAUUCUCUGCUGCUGCUGAACUAAACUUUAGAUUUAGUCUUCCUCUCACACCGUUGUCUGCAGACAGGAUUUCCUGUCUGUGUCUGAGGGAGGGGCCUGCUCUAAGGUUCCCCCACAGCUCCCAGCAGCUACACUGGGGGUCUGUUCUGGUAAAUGUGAAUGAGGACUGAGGGAGCAGAGUCAGACUCAUGGUAUUAGACUUCUCUUUGUUUCCUGCUCUCUUUGUGUUGGAUGAACAGGAAGGAUGAAGCUCACAGAAUCAUCACUGCUUAUUAUUCACUGUAGGUUUACUCCCUACUGUUUAAUAGUGACGUUAGAUCCUCUAAUUUUAGACUCCUGACCAAGCUUAGUGACACAAUCCAGGGACCGUGCAUUCUUGUCAAACUUCUGCAGUUGGUGUAACAAAAUGCGAGCAGUUUAACAAACUAGAAACUCAGACUUUUUAACUCCACGUCAGUCUGAACACAGCUUUGUUUAUCUGUUCCUCCACAGUGAUGAUAGCAGGUCAUCAUACCUGCUGUAAACACAGAGCUGAAAGCGUCUUUGUUCCUGCUCCUUCAGAUGUCUAAUGUGAGAGAAACAUGAAGAAGAAAACACAAAAAGGACGAAAAAUAAAAAAAAGAAAGCAGAAAAAGGUGAGUAAGGAAUAAAACAACAGUAUAAACAAUUAGAUUAAUGUUUUCGGGUUGAAGGAUGGCUUAUCUGUUGACUCUUUCUCUGCUGAAACUGUAGUAAGAGGGUUAUUGUAAAUAUGAAAAAUAUGAAUAUAUAUGAAAAAUCUUGUUUUUAUUAAAAUAUUAUAACACUUUAAAACAAAACCGUUCAACGAAACACAACAUUUUCCCAGAGUAUAUUGGUGUUAGCAUUACAAUAAGCUGUGCUUGGUGCUUGGCUAGUUUAGUUUGUUAGAUCAGUGAAUUUAUUUCUUAUGAAACAAACGAUUAAAAUCGCUCUUGGUAUCAACUGUUUAUUCUAUCGUAACAGUAACUAUAAAGUCGCUCACAGCCACUUCUGUUUUAAUAGCUUCAGCGAUCACUACAACAAAGAAAGAAACAUCAGUCUGUUAGAAGGCCACGUCAGAGAGCUUAAUUUCCUUUGAGCUAGCAAGAUGUAGUGACACGCUGAACUCAAGUUACGUAAGGGUUUGAUACCCAAAUUUAGCGUGGCUCCUCUCUUUUGGUUUAUCAGAUGGCCUUUUUUAUUUCAUCCACCAAAACGCCUUUUCUCAUUGGUCAAAUCCCGUCCAGUAACUCCUUUCAGCCAAUCAAAUAGAUUUUUUUUUUCCCUCAAACUGGAGAAAAGUUUUUUUUUUUUAAUCACUGUAUUUAUCAAGAAAGAAGAGAAACCUUCAAAAAGUGAAACCUGGCAGGUAUCUCGGUGAUGUAGUGGUUAAGGUCGCUGCCUUCCAGUCAGAGUUCUGGGUUCAAAUAAAGUUCUUGGCCUGUGUAUCUGGAGUUGGGAAAAACUUUAUUGAAUUAUAACUAUAUUUUAUGUUAUUUUAUCUAUUUGGCGCCCCUUAUCCCCUUCUGUACUAACGUUAUUAUGGUGACAAUAUUAAUUUAAAUGAAUCCAUAUCAUUGUUGAAAUGUAAAUGGUGGUUGUUUUAGAGUUAUUUGGGUUUUUAUGUAUAGAUUAUUCAGACUCUAUUUGCACUGAGGAGUUUAGUUUGAAUGACAUGUUUGUUUUUCUGCGAGGAAUAGUCAUGACAUCUUUUUCUCACUCGAAAUAAAAUCAUCUCUUUUGCAUUUUUUGGUUUGUGAAGUUAGAUUGAAGUCAAAGUUGUAACCAUGCAGUGCUACAGGAAGAGACUGAAUAGACUGGUCAGGAGGGCCGGUUCUGUCCUGGACUGCUCUUUGGACUCCCUGGAGGAGGUGGGUGAGAGGAGGAUGUUAACAAAGCUUAUAUCCAUCAUGGACAAUCCCUCUCACCCACUGCACCAGACUGUGGGGGCUUUAGGCAGCUCCUUCAGCAGCAGACUGAGACUCCCACCCUGCAGGACGGAGCGCUACCGCAGAUCAUUCCUCCCCUCUGCAAUAAGACUUUACAAUGAACAGUAACAAAACUGGAUUUACACCACCACUUUUUUUUUAUGGCAUUUAAAUUGUGUAUAUUGCAGAAAGCUUUAUUUUUUCUUCUCCCUUUUCUCUUUUCAAUUUUUUUUUUUUUUUUUUUUUUUUUUUUUUUCUUAAUUAUUACAUUUAUUAAGUUCUUAAUAUUAGGACCCUUAUUGUUAUAACUGCAUUUUGCACUUUCUGUCUUGUCUGUGAUGCUGCUGUGACAAAAAAAUUUCCCCCAUGGGGGAUCAAUAAAGGAAUAUUCUAUUCUAUUCUAUUCUACAGUGCUUUUGGUUAAAAAUACGUAAACACACACCUGUGCUCAUACAAGUGUUUACAACUCGAUGUAUCAUUAGAUGUGUCUAAAUAUAAACAUAUAUUUUUCAGGUUUCUGCAGGUAAAACCUCUCAGACCUCCAGAUCCAGCACAGAUGACUCUAACAGCUUCCUGUCUCAGAUGUGUCGCUGGUUUUCAGAUCACAUGACACUGCUGGAGGAGCAUUUCAGACUCUGUGAUCCACACAGAAGAGGAACAGUGUCUCUGCAGGAAUUUCAUUAUGGUGAUCAUCUUUUCUCUGCACCUUCAUCACUAGAGUCUUCGUCAGUUUGAGGGGGGGAUCUUCAUUACAGUUUAACAGGAUCAGAUCAGUGCAGGUCCAGACUGAAACAUGACAAAGUUCACCGUUUUCAACUGCUUUAAAUGUCCGAUUGAGAUCAUCUUAAAGAAAACACUGUUUACACAAAGAUAUGUAAGACUGUGACGGUAUAAUGUGUUUGUAGUGAAGUCUCCAUGGAGGUACUGUGACUCAGACUGUGAUUAUGGAGCAGGGGCUCACCUCCUCUCAUCACCCCCUCACAGAUAAGAGCAGCUGGAAACAAACGUUACAAAGAAGCUUUUGUUCAUCAAACUUCAGAAACUCUGAGUUCACUUUGUUCUGAGGAGAGAUUUAAGAGCUGCAGGAUAAAAAGGAAACUGUGAUUCAGGGAGAAACACUUCCUUCAAAGACACAGGAAACAGGCGGUGUGGUUUUUGGAUGCUGAAUGUUGCAUAAAAUCCUUGGAUUUGUCCAUUUAGUUUUGCCAAACUGCACCAGAACCCUGAAAGAUAUUCAAGAAGAAUCUCACAGAAAUGACCACAGAUGGAAAAUAUUAUCUUUUAAGAAGAACAAAAAAAGGUUCCUGUAGGAAUAUCCUCUGAGUCUGGGACUAAAGGGUGCUUAGUCUGGAAGGGUUGGAUAGUAAGAGGUUUCCCUCCUUUGCCUGGUUAUUCGGACAAAUACGAUUACAGCAGUCACACUGAUGCAAAACAAGCGAGUCAAGAUUGGACUAAUUUCAGUCUGACUGAGCUAAAUACAUAACAGAGAGAAUCCAUCACCAAUCGCAUCAUCCAGGUAUGUUCGCCCGACUAUAAGGAGUUUAAAUUAGAUCCCUAAAAGAUCCCGACUGGUACCCACCAAAAGUACAAGGGCUUUCUGAAAAUUAUUGCAGCAUCAGAAGACUCUUUCAAUAAUUUACACAACUUCUAAUAGAUCUUUAAACUUUGGUGGAAAUACAGACGAUAGAGGACUGAAUGAUCUUUGUAAUACAUUAAAAAAUGACUGAAAGUUCCGGGUACUUUUGGUGGAAAUGUGGUCUUACAUGUUAGGUAUAUCAUGAAUCCUGUUCAGUUAAUUAACAGAGAUAUGAUGAUGGAGGAUGCUUUAAAUUUUGGUGAAGUAAAAAUGUUAAAAGUUCUAACUGUGAAAAAAAUAUCUUAAAUAAUAAAUUUCAUGACUGGUUCUUUUUAAGAUUUCUUUAUCAAACUUGAAGCAACAUUUUUUUGCCCAUCUUGACAUUAACAAUAACUUUUAUUUUUAUCAACUUGUGCAUCUGUUUCCGCAGCUCUGGUGAACCUGAACGUACCCUGUCAGCAUUCUGAGCUCCAUAUGCUGACUCAGCAUCUGAAGAACGACAAUGACUUCGUUAGUUAUAAAGACCUGAGCAGACGAGUGGACAAUCUGAGGUAAGAAACUGUUAACUUAUGGGUUUGUGUGAGGGCUGCUUCUGUGUGUGAAAUGUGUCUGUUCAUCCUCACAGACUGAAGGAGAAACUCACCAACAAACACUCAGAGGAGUCCAGGAUAAACGAUUAUAAUGACCAUCAGGUGUUGAACCCAGGAGGAGACCUCAAGUAAGUUUGAAUAAAAACCAAAGCACUCAACUCAAGUACAAUUUUGGGGGUAUGUGAAUGAUCUCUCUAAAUGUUAACUGAAUUUAUGCAAGUGGAAAUAUUCUGAUUUGCAACCCAAGUAAAACUUGUUGAGCUCCAGUAUAAAAGUGUCUAACUUUGAGUAUCUUUUUUAUAGAAGUACUUAUUAUGUAGAAAAGCCCUUCUGCAGAGUCUUAAAGCCAUAAAAUACCAAACAGCAUGUGGCUGAACUGGAUCGAACUCCAGUUUAAACCGUCAGUCUGAGGUUAAACUCGCUGAGUUAUUCUGAUCCUCUGGGCAGUAAAUCAGUCUGAAACUUUAGCAACACAAACAGCUACAUAAACACGACCUCCUGUGACCUUACAUGACCUCACAUGACCUUAAGACAGGUGUUGUUACCUCUUUUGACCCACUGCCAUGAUUAUUUUUUUUACACACACGUCCGAAGACAAACAAAGAGUAUGUUUCAAUUGAGGGGAGCGCAAUGAAUACCUCAAAAUAUGAAACAUAAUAGUUAGCUGAUGACAUGUUUUUUUCCUCUUUGCAGAACAGCUAAUUAUCAGGGACGCUACAACGCAGUUAGCUGGAUAUAGACCAUUUCUGCUUGGAUCACAGCAGAUACAGUCAGUCUUUAUUUCUGUCUGUUUGCACUGUGGUAUUAUUAUUAUUAUUAUCAUUAAUACAGAGGAAUUAUAUCUAAAUCGACUGAGAAUGGGAUUGACUCAGGUCUGACAUAGUACAACAUGCUACAAGUCCCAGAUAUGAAGACACAAGCAUAAUACAAGUUAAAAAUCACUGUACUGACAGCACAGUGAAAUAAAGCAGAGCUGUUCUUUUCUCCGGUCCUUGUUUGUGAAUUUAUUCUCACAUAUUUUGGGCCCUGAAUGACUGAAAGGUAAAUUUAGUCAAUAAAUAUACCACAUUUCUUCAGCCUGCAGCAGUGAAACACGUUUUAACGACUGUAAAACAAUACUAACAGUCUUCAAAGAUCACAAUCAACCAUACUUGUAGGUCGACUUUCACAGAACUUCAAAUGAUUUUAAUUUAAAAGUAAAAGUUGAACAUUAAACAUUGUCACUUUGCUGUUUUUGUCCAACAGGUUUGCCCGACUGAGUGUGAGACUGAUUCCCUUCGACCUCACUGCAGAUCACCCAGGUAACUUUGAGCUGGUGUUACUGACCAGCUGCAGAGUCUCCAGUCUGAUCAGGAUGAUCCAGGACCGGGUUGGUGUCCAGACUUUUCUCCUGGAGGUUUUCAGGAGCAGAGUCCCCUCAGAGGAGGCCCGGCUGCCUCCGCACAGCUCCCUGCAGGAGUGUGGCUUCAGUGGAGGUGUAGAGGAAGCCCCACCAGAGUACACAGUGUACUACGACUACAACCUGCCGUUAACUGACUGUCCCAUACUCAACUGUGACUAUUACUUCAGGUUAGGAGCAGAGACUGCAACCAGCAGGGGGAGCUGGAGUCCAGUCGUCAUUAACCCUUGACCUCCACAAGUUAACCUUAAACUCCUGACCCCAAACACAACACUGAAAGGAUUAAGACGACAGUGUGGAGCAUUCAAACACUGAUCCAGGCUGAAUAGCAACAAUACUUUUUAAUGAAUUCAAAGGACAGAAGUUAGUAAUUUAGUUAGUUUUAAUUAAACCCAAACAGUCAAAACGUCAAUGUUAGCAUGCUAUCAGGCUAAAAUAUGAACCUGAACUGGGCAAGCACCACAGGUUUGCACUGAUACUGUCAGAAAAACAGAGUAAAGGUCUAAAGGUCUAAAGUAACAUAUGAAACACCUCGCUUAGGCUAAAUGAAAGUAUUUCAGUAACUGUAUUUUCCAAAGAAUUAGCAUGCAGAAAGAAUUAGCAUGCAGAAAGAGUUAGCAUGCAGAAAGAGUUAGCAUGCAGAAAGAGUUAGCCCCAAAGCAUAAGCGAACGAAGUGCCUGCUUAGGGCCCUGUGGCCAAUAGAGGGCUCCCAAAAGCAUUCAAUGUUUUUUAUUUUUUUAAACAGGUAAAAAGUAAAAACAUUUUAGUGCUGCUGCUGAUGUAGGCCUAUGAUUCUUACUGCCGAUAUUUCAAAGCUACGCUACCGUGAUGUGCCUUCUGCUGUGCAUCAAAGGCGCAGGUAGUUGUGGGGCAAAAUAAUGUCGCAAAAAAGGACAUAUCCUUCAGGAGCAGAGAAAAGAGAGAGCAAGAAGAGAAAAAACACCAAGAUAAAGGUAUGUUUGCAUUUCAUGUAAUGUUAAAGAGAUUAAUGAAGGUGUGUAAAUGCUCAACAAACAAUAUUAUUGGCAGAAAUAGAGGGCCCCAAAAUCAAAUUUUGCUUAGGGUGUCAUUGAGGCUUGAGGCUUGCUCUGUUAGCAUGUAAACCUGCAGUGUUUUCUACAUGCAAGAGCUGAACAAUCAGGCGUUUUAAUCAGGAGUGUUAAAGAGGAUUUCUGUCAGAAAGCAGCAGGAAGCUUCACACUCAGCAGCCUUAGACUUUUUAUAGGUUAAUCACACUCUCUGAUGGGUUUUCAGGCCUAUUUUAUUGGGCUGACAGUGUUUAACGUGUUUAAACGCUCAGACUGAUAGAAAAUAAAGAGACUGAGCUGUUUAGAGUCAGCAGAAAUCAACCGCAGAGAGGCUAUAAACAGCUACAGACACACACCCAGCUGCAACUACGCCCUGACACAUCCACACAGACACACACCAUGCACAAGAAACAGAAAAAAAAGACAUACCAGCAAGUGUUUGAAGACAAAAAUAUUUAUUCCAUAUUUCCAAAAAUACUGUGAAUAUAAAUAUUACAAAAAUUAAUACUGUGUUUUUAUUCUAACACUGUGAAGGUGUGUGCUGUAAACACACAAACAGGCUGCAGCUGAAUGCUCUCAUAGAGUAUUAGAGAUAUUUCAUCCAUUUGUGUUUUUAAACCAUCAGCUGCUCUCAGGAUUUCAGCCCAGAGAGGAAGAGACAGGAUUUAAAUGAUAACUUUAAUAUUGACUGUAUACAGGUGUGAAGUGGAGUGUUUACAACAGAAAGUGUGUGUUUGAUAAGUGAUGAAAUAAUAAAACAUCUCCUUACAUGCAGCCUCACUAAAAGAAAAAUAAAGCUUAACUCUGUUUUCAGAGUUUUCCAGGUUCUACAAGUUUGAUGAAAAAGACACAAUAUUGACUCAUAGGUUUGUACGAUGAAGUAGUGUCGGGAAAAAAAAACAAAUGCCACGUAAAUUUAAUGCCAUCCUGGUGAAAGACUCUGUCAGAUGAGGGUUUACAGCAAUGUGCAGAUGCAGUUUCACAGUUUUUUGAAACAGCAGUAAAGCCAAAAUGUUUUAAAGUCAUUUCGAGAUAAUUCCAGUUUAUGCCAGAAAUGAACCAGGUGUUGAUCCUGGAGCAGCCUGAUGAUUUUUUCAGAUGAAAAAAUGUGGAUUUAGACGUUUAAAUAGACGUUUCAGUUAACGCCACAGACGGAUAUUUUCCUCCCGGCUCUCCUUCCCUUGUGGUUUCUGUGCAGUGUGUUUACAGGCUGACAGGAGCUGGACAGCCGAAAGAAACUCUCUUUUUACACUCUGACUGUGACUGUAAACACAGCGAGUCGGUCCUGAAGUAGCGGAUUGUCUCAAAGCUGAAAACAAAAUCUUUUCACAAUAAGUCUGAAGUUAGGAACUGGAGAAAAGCUUCUUUGGUGUGGCUGAGAGAUCCUGGAUCUGAUGAGCUGUGCGGUCCUCAGCAGCAGCUUGUGUUUCAGCAUUUAGUCGUAACCGAGUUCUUGUUGUUGGACUUGGAGUCGAUUUUUGCCACAAGUAGCCGCAGAGAGUCUCCAGAGGACCGGAUCAGCUCUCUACCUCUGAAAGAAAAACACACAAAAAUUCUCAAAGCUGUAAACACACAGGCUCAAGAGCGGGAAUAUCAGAUUCAAGCACUGUGUUUCAGUUUGUACUCACAUGUUGUACUCCAUGCCGACCAGACUGAUGCCGUUGACGGCGAGCACUCUGUCUCCUGUUCUCAGUUUGUGACACUGAGCGGCCGGAGAGUCGGGAACAACAGACUUCACAUAGAUACCGCUCAUCUUCAGAGGAGUUUUCUACAACAGAGAGUGAACAGGUUUAAGAGAUAUGAAGAAAAUAAGGUUUGUUUUUAUGUACUGAGCCUCAAUUGAAAAAACACUGUAGCAUAAGUAAACUAUGAGCUUUUCCUUGUGAAUAAAGGUCAGCUCUUUAUGAUAAGAGUGGGCAGUUCUGUCAAGGAGAACUUAGCAGUAAAUUAACUAUUCUGUAGGUUCUGUACAAUAAUAUAAAAACGUCAGAUUUUAAGUGUAAUUUAAGGACAUCACUGUGUAGUUUGCUCCAAUUAUUUGUUGAGACUGUCAAGAUCUCUGUCUCUCUGCUGCUUCAAGCUGCACUGUGAGCUCUAAUCCUGACACAGUAUAUGAUAAAAUAGUUUGUAGGGAUCCUUAGUGUUCGAUUGUGGAGUCACUUCAUGACCAAUGUGAAAGGUUUCACAGUCUAUAUCCAUCUUGAAAUGAUUUCAAACUAAUAAUAGACUUUAAGUAUAAAUAUUUGUAGGUCAUCUAGCAGUUGUGUUGAUGUCUUUAGCGUGAUGAUGCUUAUACAUACUCUAGUGCAGCUGGUGAAAUGUCAAUGUGCAUGGCUUUUAGUACGAGUGUUAGUUUAAUUUGCAUUUUUUUUUUGCAAUAAGGUUUGUUUGCACAAAAAUAAUCGUGUUUUGCUCCAGAAGAAUGCAAAAUGGCUUGUUUAAAUAUUUGCAAAUAACACCAGCCUCCAGAGAUGAUAUUUGCCCAGCAGUGUUGUUUGUGGAGCUUCAACUCUUUGCUUGUGUUGUGUAAGUUAGAAAAUGUCUUUUUGGCUUGCUUAGGCACAAAAGUUUGCAAACUUGCCCAUAAAAUAUGAACAAUUACUCUUCUCAGACAGAGAAAAUUUGAUAUACAGGCCUGUCUCUGAUCAAGCCUGGUUCAAUUAAAGCUCUGGUAAAUUUAGCACUAAAAGCAAAGAAAGGACGAAGCUUGUAUUUGAGGAUUUACAGUAUUUGUACUCCCUAAACUUGUCCCACAAUCACUACUUAAUCCUAUUACAAAGGGUGACAGGUUGUAACAAAUGGGGAGGUGGGUAUCUGGUGAGUAUUAUGCAACUUUAAGUCUUUUUUGUUGAAGUUGCAUGAACAACAAUGAUUUUGUAACAGCCAGCCUAACAGAUUAAAUGGCCUGAGUGCUUCAUUUACAUUUGUCUAGUUUCCUCAUUGGAUUGUAUGCAAGCUUGUGUUUUGGGAACUAGAAGUCAGAAAUUGAACAGCCUAUGUGAGGGGGGAAAAAAAAAAAAAAAAAUCUAGACGAUAAUGUCACACAUUUUGUUACAUUUUUUCUUAAAUUACUUUUCUUUGUCUAAGCUGUGUGUAGAUUGUUUGUGUUUCUCAUUUUUUGCUGCACCCUUUACCUGCUUACACCAGCAUGUAACACUGUUUAUGUCAUCUUACCAUGAUAUCUUUUGAGUCCAUCAGCAGGAACUUUUAGUGUGAUUCAAUUUGUUCUUUGAGCUAUCCAACUAAAAUCUAAAAGUCUAAUCUGAUUAGUUACAGCAGAAUUAAGCGGCUACAAAAGCUUUUUAUUCUGUGUGGAUUAAACUGAGAAAACAUGAAA
Xyrichtys novacula (pearly razorfish) is the source of this 12237-nucleotide messenger RNA. NCBI's taxonomy places the organism in Eukaryota, Metazoa, Chordata, Actinopteri, Labriformes, Labridae. The record is from the annotation of a GenBank genome assembly.